Messenger RNA from Epinephelus lanceolatus (giant grouper), 1874 nucleotides. The record is from RefSeq and is a predicted model, not a curated record. NCBI's taxonomy places the organism in Eukaryota, Metazoa, Chordata, Actinopteri, Perciformes, Serranidae.
CUUUCCAUGGAUAGGGUUAGAGACCCCUGGUAUAUUUGACCUCAGUGUUAGAACAUCUGAAAGCAGCACUUUGACUCAAGGCCGCUGCAUUGCUGCUGAUAACAGUGGGAUACAGUCACAUGCAACACAUCUUUGACUCCAAAUCGAAUCUGAGCAUGUCCCGGUCCCCUCCAGCAGCUGACUCAUACCAGCAGGGCUGCAUCAGGAUGACCCUGGAGAAUGCUGAUCUGUGGAAGUCCUUUCACAGCAUCGGGACAGAGAUGAUUAUAACAAAGCACGGAAGGAGAAUGUUCCCACACUGCAGCAUCAGCCUAUACGGGCUCCAACCUUUUGCAAAUUACGUCGUCAUGAUGGAUAUGGUUCCUGUAGACAACUUCAAAUACAAGUGGAAAAAGGAGCAGUGGGAGGUCGCAGGGAAGGCAGAGCCCCAGCCCAUGAGUCGGACAUACAUGCAUCCGGACUCCCCUGCCCCAGGAAGUCACUGGAUGAAACAGCCGUUGUCUUUCCUCAAGAUGAAGCUCACCAACAACACCUUGGACCAGCACGGCCAUAUCAUCCUGCACUCUAUGCAUCGCUACUGCCCCAGGUUUCACAUCACGCAGGCAGACAGUCCUUACACUGUUCGCUGGGGGCCUUUCCAGACCUUCUCCUUCCCAGAGACAACCUUCACUGCAGUGACUGCUUACCAAAACCCAAAGAUCACCAAACUGAAGAUCGACCACAACCCCUUCGCUAAGGGAUUCAGGGAGGGAGGCACUCAUUCACACAGCAAAAGGUGUCGAUCAAAUAGGAGUCCUCCAGCAAAAAGAGCCAUACUAGACAGGGAAGCUCUUUGCAGCAGUCCUCCAGGCCUGCAGAGGAUGCCCUCCACCUCUCAGUCAGUGAAGACAGGGAGAGAUCAGGCUUCCACACAGCAGCCACUGAAGGGGGGUGACCUUACAGCCUGGGCUGUAGAGCAGGACCCAUCUGAGAGUCUACACGCUGAGCCCCUGGAGUUGCAGGAAUAUGACUACAGCUGUGAAGAACAGAUGGUGCCUGCAUCCGUGCCAUACCAGCCCUACAGAUCUUUAGAGUACACCAGAUAUCCACUGCCUUCCAAUGACGUAGACGCAACACACACCCACGUCCACCCUCCACCUCACUCACUUCCCACUGCCGAACACAACCCCCAACAACACAGCUACUACCAUCAUCCACACCACCACAGCCAUGCAGCAGACUGGAGCCAGUACCCGCUCUUCUCCUACUCCUGCUGGUGACCUUUGACCCUUUGCAAUAGUGACAUCAUUGAUCCAGGAUGAAACCAUUAAAGCCUUUGAAGGAAUGCUGUUAUCAUGAGUGGACCAGCCACUGACUGGCCAUUUCAGUUUGUGUUAAAAGUAUAUAAUUGUGUAUAGAAUUUCAUGUAUCUCAGAGAGCUUGUAUUGUACUCAUAGGGUCACUUUAUUUUUUGUCAGAUUCACUGGACAAAAUGGACAUUCACUUCACUUUCCUGUCUUAUUAUAUUCCUGAUCACACACAUGCUAGUUCAGUCUGAGCUUGCAUGACUGUGUGUGUCAGAUUUAAUACAAUAUUUGUUUAGAGAAGCAGUAUACACUGUAUAUUGUGCCAUAUCUAGUCAGCUGGGAAAUAAGGAAGAAAUUUAAUCUGCCGGUGUAAUGAAAAGAUACCAUCCACAUUGGAACCUAUCAUAACACUGGUAUCAUAUUGAGAUAUCAAAGGUUUUUUGAAAAGGUUUUUCUCAAAAAUAUAUUGUACUCAUCUAUCAAGUCAUAUCAGACAGGUCAUAUUGUGUCAGUAUCGGUAUCUGCAUCAAAAAACGACAAAAGUGUAUUGGUGUUUAGAUGAUCAGGACAGUUUUAUCACAAUAAAUG